UGUCAAGGCGCUGUGGCGUCGGAAGGGCACAAACGGAGGAGUUUUUUCAUUUUCUUCACUCAGAAAGAAGUUUUGUGAGCACGGAGGGACUUUUUACCGGGAGAGAAAAAGAGAAAAAAAGGAAGAGGGUUAUUUUUUUCCAGGGAGAGAUUUUUUUUUAACUCAGCAGAAACAGAAAGAUCAGCUCAGCUCUCCAGCAAAAGAACCCGGUUGAAACUUUUUUGUUUUGUUGCUUUGCAAGACUUGCACUGAUCCACCGGUUUAAAUGUACAACAUGAUGGAAACCGAGUUGAAACCCAAUCCCGGGGUUAACACGGGAAGCACCGGGAACACCGGGGGCACAGGAGGCGGCACACCGGGAGGCAAGAACAGCCCGGAGCGCGUAAAAAGGCCCAUGAACGCGUUCAUGGUCUGGUCCAGGGGCCAGCGCCGAAAAAUGGCACAGGAGAACCCAAAAAUGCACAACUCAGAAAUCAGCAAGAGGCUCGGCGCCGAGUGGAAGCUGCUGUCCGAGUCUGAAAAGCGGCCGUUUAUCGACGAGGCCAAGCGUCUGCGGGCGCUGCACAUGAAGGAGCACCCGGACUACAAGUACCGGCCGCGCCGCAAGACCAAGACCCUCAUGAAGAAGGACAAGUACGCGCUGCCCGGCGGCCUCCUGGCACCCGGCGGCGGCGGAGUCGGCGGUGCGAACGGCAUGGGCACCGGGGUGGGCUCGGGCCUGGGCGGCCUGGGCGUCAACCUUGGGGUCAACCACCAGCGCAUGGACGCGUACGCGCACAUGAACGGCUGCUGGAGCAACGGCGGCUACGGCAUGAUGCACGAGCAGCUCGGCUACGCCACCAGUCCCAUGCACCAGUCCCAGCAGCCCCAGCAGCCGCAGUCCCAGCAGCACGUUCACCACCGGUACGACAUGACCGCCCUGCAGCCGUACGGCUCCAUGACCAGCGCGCAGACCUACAUGAACGGCUCGCCCACCUACAGCAUGUCGUCCUACCCGCAGCUCACCACCAUGGGAUCCGCCGUCAAGUCCGAGUCCAGCUCCAGCCCGCCCGCCGUCACGUCCGCGUCACACGUCCGGUCCUCCGCCGCCGUGGCCGCCACCGCGCCCGCCCAGUCGUGCCAAACCGGGGACCUGCGGGACAUGAUCAGCAUGUACCUGCCGGCCGCGGAGGUGCCCGAGCAGACGGGUCAGAGCAGACUGCACCUGUCGCAGCACUACCAGAGCGCACCUGUACACGCGGCCACUAUUAACGGCACCAUUCCGUUAUCGCACAUGUAAAGCAACUUCUUGUUUUUUUUUUACCAUCACACUGGACUCCUGGAUGAACUAUAUUAAUAUUAUAAUGUUUUUUUUUGUACAGAACAUUUUUUUCUUGGUGAGGGAAAGUUGUACAGGACUCAAGGAAAAAAAGAACACAACCAGUUUUUGCUUUGUAUUUAAAGACGGUAGGAGCGCCACAUUUUUUAAAAAAGUGUAUUCGAUUAUUUGGGGGGUGAGGAAGUGUGUGUGUGUGGGUGGGGUGGAAAAAAAAAUCAAUCAAAUGUUUUAUUAUUGCAAUCAAGUUUUGUACAGUAUUUAUCAAAGAAGCAACAAUCAGUUGUAAUGUUUGUAAAGACAGUAAAGAAGUUUUUAUUAAGAAAGAUGCAUAUAAACUAAAUGCACUGAAAGUUUUACCUUGAACUGAUUUAAUUUCAUGCGUAAAUAAAAGACACCACGAAAAUAAGUGAACUUCUGUGUUACUGAAACUGCUGUGAAUUAAAUACUUCAAGGUAAAAAACUUUAUUUCAGCAAAACAAACACUGGAAGCAGGUAGAAAUCUUUUCCUGAGGGUAAAAUACUACUAAACGUUUUUAUUAUUAUUAUUAUUAUUUCAAUUCCAUUUUAAUUUGCAUCACAGAAAGCACGUUAAUUUAUAUUUCCUUUAGUCUGGAAUCUGUUCAAGCUAUAAAAUCCGUGUUCUUUAUUUUCCCAUGUUUGUACAUUUUCUGUAUAUUCUACUGUGAGCUUGUUUUUUUAUUUUUAUUAUUAUUAUUAAACAGAUCCAUUUUCCUAGAUGUAUUUUCAAAUUUGUGGCCUGUAGGCAAAUGCCAAACGCGACAUGUACAUAUCUGAACUAAUAGCAACAUAACAACUUUCAAGUUCUUUUUUUCCAAUAUGCAGUUUGAAAUGAAUAAAUUUUUGACAUUUCGAUAGA
This is a messenger RNA of Trichomycterus rosablanca, 2195 nucleotides long. It is a transcript of the gene sox2, whose product is annotated as SRY-box transcription factor 2. Gene Ontology annotation, molecular function: RNA polymerase II cis-regulatory region sequence-specific DNA binding; DNA-binding transcription factor activity, RNA polymerase II-specific. The coding region runs from base 266 to 1279 and encodes 337 amino acids. Lineage: Eukaryota; Metazoa; Chordata; Actinopteri; Siluriformes; Trichomycteridae. The transcript has a single exon. Gene Ontology annotation, biological process: positive regulation of transcription by RNA polymerase II; anatomical structure morphogenesis; cell differentiation. The record is from RefSeq and is a predicted model, not a curated record.